GGCGAGGAAGACAACAUCUCGGGGAAAAAAACAAGGACAAGAAAUUUACCUCCAAUAAACAUGUUGGAUUCGCUCACACUACUCCUGGAAAAAGUCCUCUUCCUCACUCACCUCAAUGUCUUCAAUCAGUUCAGGACCAGUCUGUUUUUUUCAGACACACAGAGAGAGAGGGAGAAGAAGAUAGUUACAAAUCACUGCGAGAAAGAAGAGAUCCCCGAUCCCUCCGCCUGCACCGCACUCACAGACUCCCUGUACCAGCGGGGAGACUUGUUAGAAGUUCCCCGGACUCUAUUCACUCAUUUCGGCAUCUAUUUAGGGGACAACCGGGUGGCACAUCUGAUUCCGGAUAUCUUGCCACUCUUUACAACGGACAAGCUUUCCAUUCAGGUGAUGGUAACUAACAAACGCUUAGUUCUUGGCGUUCUAUCCAAGAGCGCCAGCAUCCGGGUGGAUACCGUUGAGGACUUUGCCUACGGCGCGUCAAUUCUACUGAACGCUAUGGACACUACCGUGCAGAAACGACCGUUGGAUGGCGAAGAGAUCGCGAGGAGAGCGGAGGAAAUGGUUGGGAAGAUACCGUACAGUUUACUGUGGAAUAACUGUGAACAUUUCGUUACUUACUGCCGGUACGGCAGCGCAAUCAGCAUUCAGACAGACAAGUUCUGUGAUUGGCUGAAAUCUGUCAUCCGGGAUCAUAGGAGUGUUCCGCUGACGGCGUUCCUGGGAAUUCUGUCUAUUCUCAGUCUGGGAAUGUCCCCUUACACCACGCUUCCCACCCUCCUCAUCCCCUUCACCCUCUGGAUGGCAGGCUGAUACCUGGGAAUUCUGUCUAUUCUCAGUCUGGGAAUGUCCCCCUCCUCAUCCCCUUCACCCUCUGGAUGGCAGGCUGAUACCUGCGAAUUCUGUCUAUUCUCAGUCUGGGAAUGUCCCCCUCCUCAUCCCCUUCACCCUCUGGAUGGCAGGCUGAUACCUGGGAAUUCUGUCUAUUCUCAGUCUGGGAAUGUCCCCCUCCUCAUCCCCUUCACCCUCUGGAUGGCAGGCUGAUACCUGGGAAUUCUGUCUAUUCUCAGUCUGGGAAUGUCCCCCUCCUCAUCCCCUUCACCCUCUGGAUGGCAGGCUGAUACCUGGGAAUUCUGUCUAUUCUCAGUCUGGGAAUGUCCCCCUCCUCAUCCCCUUCACCCUCUGGAUGGCAGGCUGAUACCUGGGAAUUCUGUCUAUUCUCAGUCUGGGAAUGUCCCCCUCCUCAUCCCCUUCACCCUCUGGAUGGCAGGCUGAUACCUGGGAAUUCUGUCUAUUCUCAGUCUGGGAAUGUCCCCCUCCUCAUCCCCUUCACCCUCUGAAUGGCAGGCUGAUACCUGGGAAUUCUGUCUAUUCUCAGUCUGGGAAUGUCCCCCUCCUCAUCCCCUUCACCCUCUGGAUGGCAGGCUGAUACCUGGGAAUUCUGUCUAUUCUCAGUCUGGGAAUGUCCCCCUCCUCAUCCCCUUCACCCUCUGGAUGGCAGGCUGAUACCUGGGAAUUCUGUCUAUUCUCAGUCUGGGAAUGUCCCCCUCCUCAUCCCCUUCACCCUCUGGAUGGCAGGCUGAUAACUGGGAAUUCUGUCUAUCCUCAGUCUGGGAAUGUCCCCUUACACCAUGCUUCCCAAUUCUGUCACCCGCAGGAAGUGGGGUCACGGUCAGGGUCACCAUAUCCCAACUCCCCCUGAGACCCCCGCAGGAAGUGGGGUCAUGGUCAGGGUCACCAUGUCCCAACUCCCCCUGAGACCCCCGCAGGAAGUGGGGUCACGGUCAGGGUCACCAUGUUCCAACUCCCCCUGAGACACCCGCAGGAAGUGGGGUCACGGUCAGGGUCACCAUGUUCCAACUCCCCCUGAGACACCCGCAGGAAGUGGGGUCACGGUCAGGGUCACCAUAUCCCAACUCCCCCUGAGACACCCGUAGGAAGUGGGAAACUUUAAACAGUUUUUGUUGUGUAAAUAAAUACCUGAAUCAUUAAACACUGUAGUG
Molecule: messenger RNA, 2003 nt
Organism: Oncorhynchus nerka (sockeye salmon)
Lineage: Eukaryota; Metazoa; Chordata; Actinopteri; Salmoniformes; Salmonidae
Product: lecithin retinol acyltransferase-like
Exons: 2
Coding region: 61-813 (250 amino acids)
Biological process (GO): retinol metabolic process; vitamin A metabolic process
Cellular component (GO): rough endoplasmic reticulum
Molecular function (GO): phosphatidylcholine-retinol O-acyltransferase activity
Source: RefSeq, a predicted model, not a curated record